AUGAGAACCCGUUAGAUCCCUCGCCUGUUUAGCUCUUUCGUUUUCAGUCUUCUCCUUUCUCUCCGAAAAAAAAAAAGCUUCUCUUUUGCUGGUGAUGAUUCUUUAUUUUUCUGCGUGCAAUGGUUUUGUUUUCUAGGUGACCUUUUCCUCCGGCAAUGGAAACCCCAUCAUCCAUGAGAAGGGUCACAUGGUCUCAGGCCUCCGCUGCCUCUCCAGAGAAGAACAAGAAAGAUGAUGCCUUUGCAAGCUCAAGAAACGGUGAGAGUGCGGCACUGCUCGACAUCACGAACGAUUCUCCCAUCGUAGGCCUUGCGACGGGGAGCCUGAUCGAGAAGACUCCUUCGUCUUGGGCGGUGAAGAGCAGGGUUGGAGCCAAACGGACUCCUGGGUCGGGCGAGGCGUUGCUCCGGGGCCAGGUGAAGGCACUUCUGCAGAAGGUAGAGGAAGAAACUGAGCUUGUCAAUAACCAUCCUUCGGGGCAUCCAACAGCAUCGUUCGGGGCUCUGUCGGGCCUUGUGGAUUCAUCGGCGCAGCAGCUUUCGUGCCCCUACUCCAGGCUUGUUGAAGGAAGAUGGUGUUCCGGAUGAUGCCAAGAUGCCUUAUGCUAUUAGAGAUGCCACAAUUCCUCAGCAGGAGGAAUCUCUCGAUUUGCAAGAGUGUCUGAUUAGCCGAGCAUUGCUAUUUGAUGACUCCCCUGGGAAGUCAGAAAUAUCCGAUGCUUCGACGAUGUCGUCGUCUCUAACUUGCCGAGGGAGUGAAAGCAGCAGUAACCCAGAGAAAUCACCCGAGGAUGAUGACAUCUCUUCUAUCCGGUCCCUUCAGGUCGGUGCAAGUAUUGAAGAGGACGACGGCGAAGAUAUCGUGGAAGACGAAGAGGAAACCUACGACGAGGAAGCCGAAGAAGAUGUUGUUGAUGAAGAAGACGGUGAGGUUUUCAACAAUUUGUGUGAAGGUCUGAGCAAGAUGUCGGUGCAGGAGGUGGUGAGAUUGCCUGAGUUCACUGGCAAGCACACACGGUUCAUCUACAACAGCGACGACGAGAUCGAAGGUCAAGAAGCGGAAGUCGGCGCAGGAGAAGGCUGUUUCGCCGAAUGUUUUGGUACUGAGGGGGCUUCCUGCACCUGAGGGAAGCACAUGCGCUUCCCGGAGGAAGAAGAAGACUGAUAUCUUGGACUUGUUGUUUUGGUUGUCUUUCCCUGACACCAUUUUGACCGUCUUUUGUUUUGGUGUUUGUUAGUUCAUAUUCCAAUUUCAUUCUAUUUUAGUUUUCAUUCCUUCAUCAAGCAUUGGUGGUUCCAAUUCUAUUCUAAUAAAGCAGCAUUUUGGAGGUUUAUAUUUUA
Molecule: messenger RNA, 1340 nt
Organism: Phoenix dactylifera (date palm)
Lineage: Eukaryota; Viridiplantae; Streptophyta; Magnoliopsida; Arecales; Arecaceae
Source: RefSeq, a predicted model, not a curated record